AUGCAGUAUAUUAAAUCACCAGUAUCCACUCUUUGUAAUGGUCAAGCAUGUUCAAUGGGAUCAUUACUUCUAGCAGCAGGCGAGCCGGGUAAACGAUACUCAUUGCCAAAUUCAUCUAUAAUGAUGCAUCAACCCAUUGGUGGCACAUCUGGUCAAGCAACUGAUAUUGCUAUUCAUGCAAAAGAAAUCUUAAGAGUACGUGAAAAAUUAAAUAAUAUUUAUAAAAAACAUACAAAAAAACAUUCAUUGGAAGAAAUUGAAAAGGCAGUUGAAAGAGACUAUUUUAUGACUGCAGAAGAAGCAUUGGGAUUUGGUUUGAUUGAUAAAAUUUUAGAGAAAAGAGAAGUCAAAGACGAUAAAAAAAUUAAAGAUUGA
Molecule: messenger RNA, 375 nt
Organism: Entrophospora sp. SA101
Lineage: Eukaryota; Fungi; Glomeromycota; Glomeromycetes; Entrophosporales; Entrophosporaceae
Source: the annotation of a GenBank genome assembly